CAUCUGACACAUAAGAUUGGUAGAAUAACAUUUGCAUUGAUGCGUGUAUGUGUAUGACUAUAAAACAAUUAAACAGGGUACACAUCACUGCUGUUCUACAAAGCUUGUGGAGAGGUCACAAGAUAUUGUUUGUGAAAUCUUGAAUACAAGGGAUCAGAAUGCAACUGUAUCUGUUUUCCGUGAUCUACGUUUUCCUAGCGUAUGCCAAUGGGAACGGCGUAAAAGAAAAACUGCAGAUAAUUCCUCCAAGUAUGCCAAGCUUUAACGAAAUGGCGUCACUAGGGCGGUGGUUUCAGCAGUUUCGAGUGGCCGGUUGUCAAUAUUCAAGCUCUGACAGGUUUACAUAUCACGAGCAAAAUCUAGUGAAAUUCGGAAAAGCACUUCAUAGUGUUGCCACGUGGAGAAAUGAUAUUUGCAACACUUUAACCACGAGAUAUUUUACUACAGGCCCAGGAGUCUAUACAGUCAAAGAUGCAUUUGGUGCCAUUUGGAGCGGAUUAGCAAUUAUUCCAGCCACUGAUUAUAAGACAUUUAAAAUUUUAUAUGGAUGCAUGAAGAUUUCAGUACUGGGCAACAGAUGCGAUGAUCCCCGGCUUCAGGUUUAUACAAGAGCUCCAAACCCAGGAAAAAGAUUGAUGGCAAAAAUUGAUUACGUUCUGCGAGGACUUUUUGGAAUAACAAUCUCUGAGUUACCUAGAAUUAGACAACUCGAACCAUGUCCUUCUUUCCGAGAAAAUACUAGAGGAGAUGGCAAAACGAUGGGCUAAUUACCGAGGAAUCUUCGAAAAUAUAUAAAAUAAUAGUGUAACUGAUAUGAAAUAAUGUAUAAAUGCUAAGAGUUAAAAUGAUGUAUAAAUUCUGUCUGAAACGUUCAUAAUCAAUUUUAAACGGCUAUACAAAACGUUUUAAACAUACUGAAGCAUAAUUUUUGCUGACCUUUUCUGCACAUAAUGACUACCAAUGACUUUAAAUGAGACCCAAAAAGAAGUAUUUGAAAAUUGUUUGUGACCAAACGUGAAAUGCUUCGCAUGUGAAAUGCUUUCAUAGAGUUCAAUAUGGUUUUCUCAGCUGGGUACAAGUCCAAAUAUAUCUCGUGUUGUACAGUACAAUGUUAAAUAACCUUUUUAUUCUAUAUCUAUUUUGUCUUACUAUAAUAAUAGUUUAAAUUAAAAAUGUUACACUGAA
Molecule: messenger RNA, 1185 nt
Organism: Mercenaria mercenaria
Lineage: Eukaryota; Metazoa; Mollusca; Bivalvia; Venerida; Veneridae
Exons: 6
Coding region: 159-767 (202 amino acids)
Source: RefSeq, a predicted model, not a curated record